Molecule: messenger RNA, 2991 nt
Organism: Effrenium voratum
Lineage: Eukaryota; Dinophyceae; Suessiales; Symbiodiniaceae
Source: the annotation of a GenBank genome assembly
AUGGAUCUCGGACACACCUUGGAGGACCUCGAAAAGCUCGGCGUGACGGGCAAGGUCAUCAACAAUGGCAAGCCAAGAUUCGACCUCUUCCACUUCGAGUGGUCCAUUUGCUCCUGGAAGGUCCGAGCAGUACUCUCGGCCAAGGGUGUCCCGUGGCGAUCUUGGACGUUGGACCCGGCCAAGCGGCACCACUACCACCCGGCGUACGUGCGUCUUCGUGCGCUGGGCCAUUUUGAAGGAGCCUUGGUGGGUGAGGUCUUCAACGGCUCGAGCGGAGCCACGAGCCAGGGUUUCGAUCCAUUGGCUGUACCCACCCUGGUCGACAGGGAGAAGAAGACCGUGGUCGUGGAUUCGAAGGCCAUUUGCCAGUACCUGGACCAAGAGCUGCCGCUGGUUCCUCUGACGUAUCCGGAGUGGGAGGUUCUCAUCAACAAGCACUUGGACCUAGUGGAUGAAACGCCGCACAUGGGCUUGAUCUAUGGCCUGCAUUUCGCUGAUGAUAUCAGGGACCCCGUGGUUCUGAAGUAUGCCCAGCUGAUGAAGGGGGCGCGCGGAGGGCAGUUGGCGGCCGUGGGCCAGCGGCUCGGCGGGGAGCUGCCGCCGCAGCUGCGCGGUUUCUACGAGGCCAAGCGCCGCAAGAUCCGCAUGGCCAGUGAGACGCUGAGCAGAGCGGCGGUUCUUGAGAUGCAUCAGAAGGUCCAAGAGAUCCUGGGAAUCUUGGAGCAGGAUUUGAGAGCCAUAGGCAACUUGGGGGACUUCUUCUGUGGGACUUUGAGUCUGGUGGACGUCUUCUGGCACAGCUCGCUGCUCAGACUCUUUGAGCUGGGCUUCGAUGGAUGGUUCUCGAAGGACAGGCUGCCACGUGUGCAUGCGCAGCUUUGGCAGCAGCGGGGAGGUCGCUCGGAACUGUAUGCCAUGAGAAUCCUGCGCGAUCCAGUUCUGGCCAGAGCCACCUACCUGUGGCCCUACAAGCCGGUCACCGGCAAUGUGAGGAAGCUGAUGUCCGAGACUGUGCCGCUGAAGGCGGCCUUCCUGAACUCGUGCUCCAAGAUCACGCUCUCGCUGGUGCCGCUCAACCAGAAGCGAUUGCAGAUGGCCAUGAGGCACCAAGUGCCCAUCCGCUUCCGGCAGUUCCAAAGUACCACCAGCGCCUUGAAAUUUGGGGGGCGAUGGGGCACCAUGCUGUUGGACAGCGAGAGGGGGAAGCAGGUGAGACCCAUCAACCCAUCUAGGAUGUUGGACAUGUCCAGUACCCUGAACAAGCCUUUGCAGGGGCCGCAGCAACAAGGCAUGCGGGAGGAGAUGAAGAACCUACAAAACUCCAUGGAGCAGUACUUCAACCGACAGGAACUGCUGCUGCAGGACUUGAGCGCGCAAAUUCGGAGCUCCGUGGACCGAAGCAAGGAGAACCGUUUCUUCCAGCCGCGGCCCACCUGCCGCACCAAGAACUUCGUCUCCUCAAGUGCUCUCAACAUCAACCGCGUCGAGACGGAGCGAGCCUCUCGAACCCAGGUGGCAAAGACCGCGGCACUGUCACCGAUGAAGAAGUCAGGUAGCCAGCUGGAGAAAGUGGUCAGCGAGCCCAUGGAGAACAAGAGGCGCAGUGCUCGCAUGAGCUUCGCGCGGACCUUCUUCACGGAACACAUGAUGAGGGCCAAUGCAGCAGCAGCCCAAGAGUUCUUCAACAGCCCGAUGACCACGGCGGAAUUGGGAGAGCCGUCCUUUUGCGGCCGAGUGCGUCGCUGCUCGCGGGCGAUCGUGUCUGCGCCAAUCACGGCGCACCUGGUCAUGUUUUUGAUCCUCUUGAAUUUGGUCAUGCUCGGCGUGGAGGUGGAUGUAGCAGCAUCGCUGGGCGUAGACGAUGUACCCGGCUAUUUCGAGGUGAUGAACGUCAUUAUCGUGGUCGUGUUCGUCGCGGAGCUCAUGCUGAACUUCAUCGGGUUCGGCUUCCAACGAUUCUUCUGCGGCCCAGACUGCUGGUGGAACUGUUUCGAUUUCGCCAUCAUCGGGCUGUCCGUCUGCGAAACCGUGGUGCAGCUCUGGGCUCCAGGCCUGGUGGACGAGAUGCGGUACAUGCGGUUCCUGCGCCUGGCCCGGGCGCUGCGGGGCAUGCGCGUGGUGAAGCUCCUGAGAUACGUCAGUGCGCUGCGCACGCUGAUCUUCUCCAUCAUCAGCACCACGGGCUCUCUGAUGUGGACGCUGGUCCUGCUGAUCCUGCUCUUCUACAGCUUUGGAGUGAUCCUCACCCAGAUCGUCACGGACCACUGCCGCCAGGUCACCAUCUUGCAAACCGGGGACAAGAACGCGGUGCCCACGUGCCCGGCGGAGCUGGAGAGGUUCUGGUCCUCCAUCUCCGAGAGCAUGCUGACUCUCUACAUGGCUAUCUCUGGCGGUGUCAGCUGGAUUGAGCCAUUGCAGCCCUUGAGAGAGGUCUCCGAGCUCGCAGUGUUCUGCCUGCUCCUGUACGUGGUUCUGACCGUCUUCGCGGUGCUAAAUGUGGUGACUGGCGUUUUCUGCCACACGGCUAUCGAGUCUGCCACCGCCGACAAGGAGAUCGUGGUCAUGAGCCAAAUGCAGAAGCAAGCAGCACAGGUGAGUGCCUUGCGGGAGAUGUUCAAGGAAAUGGACAAGGACGGCUCCGGCGUAGUGAGUGUGGAGGAGCUGAAAGGCGCCUUGGGCUCGGAGAAGGUGUCGAGCUUCUUGGAGUCCAUGGACAUUGCCACCACGGAUGUGUGGACGCUCUUCAUGAUCAUUGAUCAAGAUCAGAAUGGGCUCAUCGACAUCGAUGAGUUUGUGAACGGCUGCAUGCAGCUGCACGGUCCAGCGAAGAGCAUCCAGCUGGCACGCAUGAGCCACGAGAACAAGGUGACGCGCCAAAGCAUCAAAAAGCUAAUCAACGAGAUCAUCGAGCUGCGCUCGGAGGUGCAGAAUCUCACGGAGGAAGACGGGUCCGACGGGUCCGACGCGUCCCAAGAGGAAGAGGAGAGCUGA